Molecule: messenger RNA, 5877 nt
Organism: Entelurus aequoreus (snake pipefish)
Lineage: Eukaryota; Metazoa; Chordata; Actinopteri; Syngnathiformes; Syngnathidae
Product: 6-phosphofructo-2-kinase/fructose-2,6-bisphosphatase
Exons: 14
Coding region: 26-1438 (470 amino acids)
Biological process (GO): fructose metabolic process; fructose 2,6-bisphosphate metabolic process
Cellular component (GO): 6-phosphofructo-2-kinase/fructose-2,6-biphosphatase complex; cytosol
Molecular function (GO): 6-phosphofructo-2-kinase activity; fructose-2,6-bisphosphate 2-phosphatase activity; ATP binding
Source: RefSeq, a predicted model, not a curated record
CACACACACACACACACACGCAGCCAUGUCGCACCCUCACAGCACCCUCACUCAAACCCGUCUGGAGAAGACCUGGGUACCGUGGAUGCAGAACCGGCUGAGUAAACGUCGAGGAUCGUCGGUUCCCCAGUUCACCAACUCCCCCACCAUGAUUGUGAUGGUGGGGCUGCCGGCCCGGGGUAAAACGUACAUCUCAAAAAAGCUCACCAGAUACCUCAACUGGAUCGGGGUCACCACCAAAGUGUUCAACGUCGGUCAGUACCGCAGAGACGCAACGCGGUCCUACAACAGCUUCGAGUUCUUCAGACCCGACAACGCGGAGGCCAUGAAGAUACGCAAGGCGUGUGCCAUGGCGGCGCUUAAAGACGUGUGCGACUACUUCACCAUAGAGCAGGGCCAGGUGGUGGUUUUCGAUGCCACCAACACCACACCAGAGCGCAGGGAGCUCAUCUUCAGCUUUGCAAAGGAGAACGGCUACAAGGUUUUCUUUGUGGAGUCCAUCUGUGACGAUCUUCAGAUCAUUGCUGAGAAUAUUAAACAAGUGAAGCUGAGCAGUCCCGACUAUGUCAACUGCGACAAAGACGAGGUCGUGGCCGACUUCCUGAAGAGGAUCGACUGUUACAAGCAGACUUACGUGGCGCUGGACGACGACAAGGACAGGAACUUGUCCUACAUCAAGAUCUUCAACGUGGGCAGCAGGUAUUUGGUGAACCGGGUCCAGGACCACAUCCAGAGCAGGAUCGUCUACUACCUCAUGAACAUCCACGUCACGCCGCGCUCCAUCUACCUGUGUCGCCAUGGCGAGAGCGAGCUCAACCUGGUGGGUCGCAUCGGAGGAGACUCGGGGCUAUCGGCUCGCGGCGCCAAGUUUGCCAGCGCUUUGGGAGCGUACCUGCAGAAGCAGUGCAUCAGCGAGCUGAAGGUGUGGACCAGCCACAUGAAGAGGACCAUCCAGACUGCGGAAGCUCUGGGGGUUCAGUACGAGCAGUGGAAAGCUCUCAAUGAGAUCGAUGCUGGGGUCUGCGAGGACAUGACCUAUGAGGAGAUCCAGGAGAAUUAUCCCGAAGAGUUUGCACUGAGAGACCAGGACAAGUACCGCUACCGCUACCCUAAAGGAGAGUCUUACGAGGACCUGGUCCAGCGCUUGGAGCCGGUCAUCAUGGAGCUGGAGAGGCAGGAGAACGUCUUGGUCGUCUGUCACCAGGCGGUGAUGAGAUGCCUGCUGGCGUACUUCCUGGACAAAAGUGCAAACGAGCUGCCCUACCUCAAGUGUCCUCUUCACACCGUCCUGAAACUCACACCAGUGGCUUACGGGUGCAAAGUGGAGUCGGUCUUCCUGAACAUCGAGGCUGUGAACACGCAUCGAGACAAGCCGGUGAACGUGGAUGUGGACAGAGAAUCGGAAGAGGCCCUGGAGACGGUCCCAGAACACAUCUAGAUGGACAAGAACACCAAAGACGAGCCAGUUUUGACAGGCGCCUGGUUCUUUUGUCUAAAACUACAUUGAUCUAAUGAGACCAUGUCAAGACCUCUGCCUUUACAAAGAUAAUAACACUCAAGAGAGAUACUUAUGUAACCAGCGACCAGGUAUAAUUUGCCGUUAUGGCCUACAAAAACAGAGUCGUACAAAAACUGAAGCAAUUUUUCCCAUCAAAAAUAUGAAUUCAAAAAACGUAAUAUAUUAUAGAGCGGUGAUACUCAACCUUUUUGACCUCAGGGACCAACUUUUCCAGUACAAAGGGGACCAGGGCCUACUCGAAUGUUAACACUGAACUAGAUGAGGUGUGAAUGCUCCAAUGCUGAAGUUGAACUGAAAUACUGACAGAAUGUAGUAUGAAUGUUGGAAUGGUUUGAAUGUUGAAGAGUUUGAAUUUCCAGGAAAAAUAGAAUUUGGUUUGGAACUUGGGAAAGUGUUAGUUUGAAUGUCCAGGAUGAGUGGAAUAUGUUGAUGUUGGAAUGGUUUGAAUCGGUUAAAAAAUGUGGGAAUUGUGGAAGUUUAAAAAAUGGACAAUUAAUUUUGAAUGGGGAAAAUGUCCCUCAAAACUGGGAAUUCUAGGAAAUCUGGGAUUUUGUUUUUAAAUUGUUGAAGGAGAGCACAAAAUUUUGAAAUGGCUGAAUAUUUUGAAGUUGGAACGGUUUGAAUCGGAUAGAAAAUGUGUGAGUUGUGGAACUUUGAAAAAUGUCCCAUUCAUUUCAACGGGAAUUUUCAUGGAAAUUUGGGAAUUUCUGGAAAAGCAGGAAUUUUUUGAGAAACUGUUAAAUGAAUAGCAUGAAAUGGUUGGUGUUUGAAUUUUUUUUAAAUCGGUUGAGAAAUUUUAAAGUAGUAACAUUUUUAAUUGGGAAAAUGGCAUUAAGGAAUUCCAGGAAUACUGGGGGGAGGAGUAGUCGACAGAAUUAAGGGUUUGAAAAAAAUAAAGGAAUUCUGGGAAUUCCUGGAAUUUUUUUGAACUUGGAAAAAUUAUAGUUUGAAUGUCCAGGAUGUGGAAUAUGUAGAAGGUGGAAUGGUUUAAAUCGGUUGAAAAAUGUGGAAGUUUGAAAAAUUAAUAAUUUAUUUUGAAUGGGAAAAAAUGUCCCGGAAAAAACCUGGAAAUCUGGGAAUUUUUUGUAUUUGUCAAGGGAAAGCCCGCGAUUCCCGAAUAGGCUGAACAAUUUGAAGUUGGAACGAUUUGAAUCGGAUGAAAAAUGUGGAACUUUGAAAAAUGUCCCAUUCAUUUCAAUAAGAAUUUCAUGGAAAUUUGGGGAAAAGCGGGAAUUUUUGGAAAAUGUUAAAAGACUUAAAGGUUCUGAAUGACAUGAAAUGGUUGGUGUUGGAAUUUAUUUUAUUUCUUUUAAUUGUAUUUUAUUUUUAUUUAAAUCGGUCGAGAAAUGUUGUAGUAGUAACAUUUUUAAUUGAGAAAAUGGUAUUAAGUAAUUCUGGGAAUAUCGAGAAUUAUCGUUUUUUUUGUCCUGAUUAAGAGGAAUAUUUGAACGGUGGAACGGUUGGAAAAUGUGGAAGGAGUAGUCGACAGAAAAAAGGUUUGGAAAAAAAGGGAAUUCCUGCAAUUUAUUUGAACUUGAAAAAAUGAUAGUUUUAAUUUACAGGAUGAGUGGAUUAUGUUAAAGGUGGAAUUGUUUGAAUCAGUUGAAAAAUGUGGAAAUGGUGGAAGUUUAAAAAAAUUGAUAAUUUAUUUUGAAUGGGAAAAAAUGUCCUGGAAAUCUGGGAUUUUUUUUAAUUUGUCAAGGGAAAGCCUGCGAUUCCCAAAAAGGCUGAACAGUUUGAAGUUGCAACGGUUUGAAUCAGGUGAAAAAUGUGGAAGAUAGAGCAUGCCAAAAUUUGGAGGAGAAGAAGUAGAAUAAUAAUUGGAUGAAUUUUGGUGUAGAAAACCAUAUGAGUGAAUGUUUGGAGCAUUCACACAAAUUAGUCAUUUUAAUUGUAUUGAAUAAUUAUAUUUAACCUACUUAGUUUAAAACCUUGUCAAAUGAUAUUAAAGAAUAUGUUGAUCACAAAGAUUAUUUAACACAAACCUUAGGCCAGACUGAUUAUUAAAAUAAGUACUAGUCAAAUAUACUGCAUAAAAAAGGACUUGUAAAUAUGAAGGUAAAUACAUUUACAUAGAAAAUGUUUUGCCAAAACAAAUUAAAAUAUGUUUAAACUGUCAAUAAAACGAAAGUACAAAUGAAAAUACACCUUCUUCACUUUAGUCAUAAUUUUUGCACUUAAGAAACCUCUUUGACUUUAACUCCAGACUUCUUGUUUGUUAGAGAUUGUCAUUACUGCCACAAGUGGUGGAAAAGUGUAUUACAACAGAGUACCAGCUGAGAAACUCAUUUUUUUACGGUUAACACUGUUAUUGAUAAUAGUUUUGACAGGGAAGGGGGAGCCACAAGUUAUUUAUUGAUAUCCAAUGGUGUUUCUCACCUUUAUCAAAGUGCUUAUUUUUGCGGUCAUAUUUAUUGGGGGAGGGGGGGUAAAAAACAGACUAAGUCGCCAACCCUUGGGAUUUUUUGGGCCCCCGAUUCCGCUGAAUGACAUGCAGGCAAACGCACUAGUUUGUUGAGUGAAACGUUCGGCGAUAACGGUGAUUGUAAAUCAGAGCAAGAUUUUGGAAUAAAUUAGCUCCGCUUCUUCCUACUCCUUUUCGGACCGGUGUUUUGCACAUGAUGUUCAAUGUUACUUUUGGGCAUGUUGCAAACUAAAACACUAUAAACGCAGCUGUACGAACGAAUACACAUCUGACACUGAUUAUUAUAUUUGUAAAGGCAGAACUUCUGAUGCUGGCUCUCAUGCGAGCCUGAUAAAGUGCAGUCACAGGUGCUAAAAAAGGUAUAUAAAUGACCUUUACGUGAAUAUUCAAAGAUGCACUUUAUAAAUGCUCAGGGAUUAAGUGACCUAAAAAGAAGACAUUUCACACACCUGCAUGAAAAUCCUCAUUUAGUUGCUCCCAGAUAAUUUAUGUAAUCGAUCCAGAGGCGGGGCAUCAGUUACCAUGGUGACGCUGCAGUCCUGGCCCCGCUUAAAUCGCGUGACCUGUUUGAUGCUUUAGUCUGCUUCGCUAAUUCUGGAGGAGAACACACAGCAAUAAAAGCACAAUAAGAUGCGGUCACAUGACCCAAUGCAGGAAAUGGAUGCUGCUUUUUAGACUGUUUAACGUUGGAAGUCGUGACGGUAACCAAAUCUGAGCCAUAAUCACACCGACCAUCCUGAGACUCCACCAUGUGCCUGAGGGUAAAAAAAAAGGAAAAGACGUAGCAAAGUCUAUGCAAUGUACAGUCUAGGACACAGGUGUCAAACUCAAGGUCAGGGGGCCAGAUCUGGCCCACCACAUCAUUUUAUUUGGCUCUCGAAAGCCUGGAAAUAAUAUGCGUCAAUAAAGUACUUUGUUUUCUUACUAAAUAUUAUUUUUUUCCAUUUUGAGAGCAAAAACACAUGUACGGUACUCAAUGCAAUCGCAUAUUUUUUUAAACAUAAAUAUCAUUUAACAAAUAUAUGAUCAUACAUUCAAUGUUUUUGUUGAACAAGAAAUAUAUACUUUUUAUCUGCUAGACUUAUGAUUUCAAAGCAAGAUAUUCAUCAAAUUGUCACAUUUAAUAAAUAGAUUUUACAGCGACUUUAUGAAAUUUACUAUGGUUUUACAGCAUUUUACUGUACGUGAAAAAACAGUACCACUGUUAUUUGACCAUAAAAUGCUGGAAACUGAGCGGCCAGUUUUUAACUGUAAAAAAGGGUGGUACUGUUUUGCUAUUCACAAUACUACACGGUAAAAUCUACAGUUGUCGUUUUUAACAGUAAAAUCCAUCUAAGUUGCCACAAUUUCACUGAAAAAAUGCAGUUUUAUAUUUACAGUAAAAAACACUUUUGUACCGUAAAAAACAUUGGUACUGUUUUUUCCAUUUACAGUAACAUGCUGGAAAAAAACUAUUUUAAAUUAUUCUAAAUUUUGUGACUGACUUGUCAGUUUUUUACUGUAUAAUCUAAAAAAAAUGUUUUAGAUUGUACAUAGACAAAUCAUCAAAUGCAUAGGCAAUUGUGUAAUAAUAUCACUCAAUUAAAACGAGUUUGACACCCUUGGUCUUUUUGCGGUGCAAUAACAAGCCUUUUAGUGAAGUGUUGUGUUCAGCCUUGUAGUGAAACCUAUUUUCCUCAGAUCUCUCGUUUGCUUUGCUACAUUUGAAACGUGUACAAACUGGGGAAAAAAAAAGGUCCAACGCGAUGAACAUGUCGGUGCAACCAUUCAGCACUUUUUAUUCUCCCACCAAGACAUCUGAUGAAAGGAUAUAAAAACAUAUAAAAAGAAUAAAUAAUGUAUGCUGUUCAGUGUUUCCAACCAAAGUAUGUGACACAUGUACGUGGAAUUUUGUCCUCACUGUGAGAAAAAACAUGUAGCCUCCAAUAAAAGA